Molecule: messenger RNA, 1849 nt
Organism: Polypterus senegalus (gray bichir)
Lineage: Eukaryota; Metazoa; Chordata; Cladistia; Polypteriformes; Polypteridae
Product: RNA-binding protein with multiple splicing 2
Exons: 8
Coding region: 335-931 (198 amino acids)
Biological process (GO): negative regulation of smooth muscle cell differentiation
Molecular function (GO): protein homodimerization activity; mRNA binding
Source: RefSeq, a predicted model, not a curated record
GGAACGAAACCAAAUCCUUAUGUUGGAGUUUUUUCUUCUUCCUUUCAAUUGAAGUUUAAUUGAAACAAGCUUGAUGUAAAGGAUCGGGGAGAUAAAGGCGCUUCUUUUUCCCUCCUUUCACCUUCACAGUGCACCUUUCCACUUCAUCACCUUUUUCUGUUUUCUUUCCGUCGGUACGUUUGGCUUCUCGCACUGUAUCACUUGUGCACCCUUUUCACCAGUUUUCUUUUCCUUCUUCUUCCUCCUCGUCAAUCUUCCCAGGAAAACUUUGGGGGGAAAAUAGAGGAAGUGAAUUUUUUUUUGUCUUUUUGGGAAUAAAUACCAAGAAGUCGCGAUGAGCAAUAUAAAGUCUGAGGCUGAGUCAAACAACAACAAUGUGGAAGAAGAGGUACGGACACUCUUUGUCAGUGGACUUCCAGUUGAUAUCAAACCUCGGGAACUCUACUUACUUUUUAGACCAUUUAAGGGUUAUGAAGGUUCCUUGAUUAAGUUAACAUCAAAGCAGCCUGUUGGUUUUGUAACCUUUGACAGUCGGUCUGGAGCUGAAGCUGCCAAAAAUGCAUUAAAUGGUAUACGUUUCGAUCCAGAGAGUCCACAAACCCUACGGUUAGAAUUUGCAAAAGCGAACACAAAAAUGGCAAAGAGUAAGCUGAUGGCCACACCAAACCCCACUAAUAUCCACCCAGCUUUAGGAGCACAUUUCAUUGCACGGGACCCAUAUGACCUGACAGGUGCAGCUUUAAUUCCUGCUUCCCCAGAGUCCUGGGCUCCUUAUCCUCUCUACACAGCUGAGCUGUCUCCUGGCAUUCCUCAUGCAGCGUUCACUUACCCAGCAGCAGCCGCAGCUGCUGCUGCCCUCCACGCUCAGAUGCGCUGGUAUCCUUCCUCGGAGGCUACCCAGCAAGGCUGGAAGUCUCGCCAGUUUUGCUGAACCAUCCAAUGCAUCAAUACUUACUGUUCUCCAACUCUUCUGACGUGAAACCUUAAGAGCUCUUGAAUCCUGUUGAAGGAAAGGCAAUUUUCUUGUAUUUUUUUUUUUUUUUUUUGGAAUUCCCCCUUCAUUCCUCCUCCAUUCUGCAGAGACUGAUCUUGGAGGUCUGACCAUGCUUUCUACUGCAAGGUUUGCAAGACUCGUGUGAACAAAAUACCCCUUUGUAUAGAAAAUGGUUAAGACUUGUCAGUCCAAGAGUUUGCAUGUUGAAGUCCGUAGCAUGUAACCUUUUUUCUAUUUUGACUUUGGCUGACUGGACUCUCUUUAGUCGUUUGACACUUUCCUGAGUUUCUUGCUUUUUUUUUUUUUUUUUUGUGUCUGAAUUGCUUGCAAUAUGAAUUUAAGGCCAGCUGCCUCUGGUCAGUAAAACUUAUGAGAGGGUAGGGUAGGAUAGCGUGGUAAGAAGUGGGCCAGGGAAAAUCUAUAUAUAUAUAAUUUUCUUUAAAGGGUUACUCUAUGCACUGGGGUUUUAAAAUCUAUAUGAUAAAAGCUUAGUAUACUGUUGGGCUCUUUUGAAUUACCUCAGCUUGUACAGAAUAAUCUUAUGGAUUGUGUAUGAAGUGGUAAGGUCAAUCCAGUCUUUCCAGCUUGUUUUGAAGAAACACUGAAUUGAUUUCUUGUGUGUAAUUUAAUAAAAUAUAUAUUUGUGGGGUUUUUUUCCUCUUGCCCUCCCUGCUUUCCAGCAGUGGGGCUUUUGAGUUGGAAAUGGGGAGGUUUAAAAAAAGUUUGUGUUGCAUACAUGUUUGUGUACUUUUUUUUUGUUUAAAUAUCGAUUUAAACUGUUCAGAAAGUAAACUAAGAUUAUUGUGAAACUGAUUCAAAAUGUGUUUAAAAAAUAAUAAAAAAAACACAAACUUU